This is a messenger RNA of Thrips palmi, 1003 nucleotides long. RefSeq lists its product as uncharacterized. The record is from RefSeq and is a predicted model, not a curated record. Lineage: Eukaryota; Metazoa; Arthropoda; Insecta; Thysanoptera; Thripidae. Bases 108 to 971 code for a protein of 287 amino acids. The transcript has 3 exons.
GCAAGUAGCAUCCUGCACGGAGACUAGAUAUGCCUGCCUGUCAGUUUCCAAAACAUUUGCGCCGUGUCUUCUCCAAGUUUUAGUAUUUUGGUUUGCAGGCUUUAGAAAUGGAUCAACAAACAGCAGUAUAUUUGUCCAAAGCAGCGGCCUGCCUGCCAGCGUCUGAAGGCAUUUCACAGCUGAAAAGCCAUCUGCUAUGGGUUUCCUCGACUGUCUCAGGUGACAAUGCCGUCAAUAAGUCUACUAUGUGUCCGAAAUGCUGUCAGGUGUGGAACGAUGGUAAAUUUUCCUUGAAGCUAAAAUCUUCAGGAUCUCCAGGUCCACGCAUGGUCAAAAUAUUAAGGAAGUUUGCCGAAACUCCUGCAAAAUUAAACCGAGUGGAGAAAAGCUUAAUGGAGAGAUUUAAGAAAAAUGUUCGAAAUAAAAUGGUUCUUCACUGUCAAGCUUGCAUGAAUGAAACAGUAUUGCAGACUACUAAACAUGCCCAUCCUCAACUUGACAAGUAUAUUAUUAAAACUCCAGUACAAUCAGGUGCAGCCACUUUGCCAAAGAAGAAAAAGAAAAGGGAUCGUUUUGCUGGUCUGAAUGUCUCUGCUGUUUUAUCAGUAACUCCUUCACCUGGAGCUAAGUCCUUGAUUAAGGUAACGGAUCUCACCAGUGAAACAUCAGCUACGCGAAGCACUGACCGGCAACAGCAUACAAGCGGCACACCAUCACUGCCCAAAUCUAUUCAGAGUGAUCCGAUAGGUCAAUUUAAUGUUAAGAAAGGACACCUGGCAGGCAAAAAGAAAAUGAACUUUUUGCGGGAAGAAGUCAAGGCCGCUAACCAGGAAAGGUGGAUGGAAGAGAAGAAAGCCUUAUCAAAAAAGAACUCCAACAUGAAGCGGAAUAGUAAAUUGCAAAAUUACUUAAGGACAGCACCAAAGGAGAUACACUUGGAGGACCGAAUCAAUAGCUUAUUACAAAAGUAAAUUUUAAUAAAGACAGGAUGGGACAAACUGUA